AUGAGAAUUACUUUAAAAACUGCUCUUUUUCUCACCUCAUCCAUUUCCCGCGUUUUCCUUGAUAUUUUUCCUUUCCUUCUUCCUCCUACUUUUUUCUCAUCCCAUUCCCUUUUCUCGUUCAUUUCUCAUUAUUAUUUUCUUGCAUUUUCUCCACUCUUUGUUAAAUAUAACAUAUUUGUUGUAUUCUAUAAACAUACGCAUACACUCGUAUCUAUCUAUCUAUCUAUCUAUCUAUCUAUCCUAGUUGGUUCAUUAUCUAUAUAUCCCAGUCUGUUCAUUAUCUAUCUAUCUAUCUAUCUAUCUAUCUAUCGCAGUUUGUUCAUUAUCUAUCUAUCUAUCUAUCUAUCUAUCUAUCUAUCUAUCUAUCUAUCUAUCCCAGUCUGUUCACUAUCUAUCUAUCUAUCUAUCGCAGUUUGUUCAUUAUCUAUCUAUCUAUCUAUCGCAGUUUGUUCAUUAUCUAUCUAUCUAUCUAUCUAUCUAUCUAUCUAUCUAUCUAUCUAUCCCAGUCUGUUCAUUAUCUAUCUAUCUAUCUAUCUAUCUAUCCUAGUUUGUCCAUUAUCUAUCUAUCUCAGUCUGUGCAUUAUCUAUCUAUCUAUCUAUCUGAAUGUCUGCAUAUACUAUAACAUUAUCCCACCAAUGAAUUGUAACAAGCAAAGGUCCUCAACCCCUGUAUACUCCGCGAAUCUUGAUCUCCUCCUUACUCUCCUUUCUUCUACCUUCCAUUCUUCCUUGACCUUUGUUUCGGAUCAUCUUCAGAUAUUUUUUCUUUUUUUUUCUGCGUCGAACAUCGCCAUCUGGGCCAAAAAGAAUCCAAGCGACUUUGGAACUUGGAAGAAGCGUUAUUUGCCAUCUUGGUGGCGUCAAGGGAGAAUCGAACCAACUUCUCAUGAUAAACUCUUGGAAGUGUCCCUCUCCCUAUCUCCGACCUCCCUCUUGACUUCCACCAACCUCUCACCACCAGUAGCCUUGCCUUACCUCCUUUGCCGCCAACCUAUCUGUCGUAUACAGUAUAGACAGGCCCGUGUUGGGAGGCUGAUUCCCGUCACAAAGACCCCCGCCAUCUUUGCCUACGCUUUUGUCUUCUUUCUUAUUUUUUUUUGUACAAAGAAAAAAACAAACAAACAAAAAGAAGUUUAUCUAUCUAUCUAUCUAUCUAUCUAUCUAUCUAUCUAUCUAUCUAUCUAUCUAUCUAUCUCUCCCUCUCUCUCUCUCUCUCUCUCUAUAUAUAUAUAUAUAUAUAUAUAUAUAUAUAUUUAUAUAUGA
Molecule: messenger RNA, 1263 nt
Organism: Acanthosepion pharaonis
Lineage: Eukaryota; Metazoa; Mollusca; Cephalopoda; Sepiida; Sepiidae
Source: the annotation of a GenBank genome assembly